AUCCACUCACAGCUCCCCUUUCACAGUACACGUUCCAGUCUAGGCUACAGCGGUAUCCCAGGCCGUACAGCCGAUUCAUUUUACAGAGCGCUGCAGGCUGUCGCUCCACGAGACGACCGCAGUCUCAUUGUAACCUGCAGGAAGCAUCGGUUGCACGUCCCGGAGACAAGAGGUGUUUUCUGCGUUUAAAUUUAAUGGCGGACGAGCCAUACAGGAAAACGCUCUGAAGGCUUUGCAGUUAAAUAACAGGUCACUGCAAGAGCACGUCCCAGCAGGAAUACUUCACAAUGGAUGGAGAUGAAGAGGAGAAUAUGAGUUCAAGCAGCGCUGAUGUGAAGGAAAACUGCAAUCUGGACAACGUGUCGUCCAAAGAAGGGGGAGGCGAGGCAGUCCAGCUCCCCAAUGGCAGUGGAGGCGGGGGCAGGAAGCGCCCCCUGGAGGAGGGUAAUAACGGGCACGCCCACUCCAAGUUUCGCGCCAAAAAGCGCAAGAAGACGCCGGGGCCCGUCCUGCCCAAGAACGCGCUGAUGCAGCUGAACGAGAUCAAGCCGGGCCUGCAGUACCGGCUGCUCUCGCAGACGGGCCCCGUGCACGCCCCCGUCUUCGUCAUGACCGUGGAGGUCAACGGGCAGCUCUUCGAGGGCUCGGGCCCCACCAAGAAGAAGGCCAAGCUGACCGCGGCGGAGAAGGCGCUGCGCUCCUUCGUCCAGUUCCCCAACGCCUCGGAGGCGCACCUGGCCAUGGGGCGCACGCUCACCGUCAACACCGACUUCACGUCCGACCAGGCCGACUUCGCCGACGUGCUCUUCAACGGCUUCGAGACCCCGGCCCCGCCCGAGGACUCCUUUUACCUGGGCUCCAACGGCAACGGGGCCCUGGGCUCCCCGGGGGAGGACCCCCCGACCGCGGGGGCCGGUGCCUCCAGCCCUGCGCCGUCCCCGCUGCCCGCCCCCUCCAGCGCCAAGAACCCCGUCAUGAUCCUGAACGAGCUGCGGCCAGGGCUGCGGUACGACUUCGUGUCGGAGAGCGGCGAGAGCCACGCCAAGAACUUUGUCAUGUCCGUCACCGUGGACGAGCAGACCUUCCAGGGCUCCGGCCGGAACAAGAAGCUGGCCAAGGCCCGCGCGGCCCAGGCCGCCCUGUCCGCGCUCUUCAACAUGCAGCUGGACCAGACCCCCUCCCGUCAGCCAAUCCCCCGCGAGGGCCUGCAGCUGCACCUCCCGCAAGUCCUUGCAGACGCUGUGUCCCGGUUGGUGGUGGACAAGUUCAGCGAGCUUACGGAUGGCUUCACAUCUCCUCACGCACGACGGAAAGUUCUGGCUGGCGUUGUCAUGACAACAGGCACAGAUGUGAAAGAGGCCCAGGUGAUCUGCGUUUCCACGGGAACCAAGUGCAUUAACGGCGAGUACAUGAGUGACCGCGGGCUCGCGCUGAACGACUGCCAUGCGGAGAUCAUAGCGCGCCGGUCCCUCAUCAGGUACCUGUACACUCAGCUGGAGCUCUUCCUCGGCAGUAAGAAGAACGAGCAGCAGAAGUCCGUAUUCAGCCGCUGUGACAGUCAAGGCUACAGGCUGAAAGACAACGUUCAGUUUCAUCUCUACAUCAGCACUUCACCCUGCGGCGAUGCUCGAAUCUUCUCACCGCAUGAAGUGGGCGUGGAGGACCAGGGAGACAGGCACCCAAACAGGAAAGCGCGGGGUCAGCUCCGGACCAAGAUUGAGUCUGGCGAGGGAACGAUCCCAGUGAGGUCCAGCAACACCAUCCAGACAUGGGACGGGGUUCUGCAGGGGGAACGGCUCCUCACCAUGUCCUGCAGUGACAAAAUCACCAGGUGGAACGUGGUGGGGGUCCAGGGCUCACUGAUGAGCUACUUCACAGAGCCCAUCUACUUCUCCAGCAUCAUCCUGGGCAGCCUGUACCAUGCAGACCACCUGUCCCGCGCCGUGUACCAGCGCAUCGCCGACAUCGAGGACCUGCCCCAGCCCUUCACCCUCAACCGGCCGCUGCUGAGCGGGAUAAGCAAUGCUGAGGCCCGCCAGCCAGGCAAAGCCCCCAACUUCAGCGUUAACUGGACGGUGGGGGACCAGGGGCUGGAGGUGAUCAACGCCACCACCGGAAAGGACGACGCAGGGCGGCCGUCUCGCCUCUGCAAGCACGCCCUCUACAGCCGCUGGGUGCGCCUGCACUCCAAGCUUUCCUCGACCCUGAGAUUCCAGACGCCCAGGCCAGGCUUGUACCACGAGGCCAAGCAGGUGGCUCUGGAGUACCACGUGGCCAAGCUCGCGCUGAUUAAGGCUUUCCACAAGGCGGGGCUCGGGGCUUGGGUGAAGAAACCUAUCGAGCAGGACCAGUUCUCCCUGAACUCCUGAGAGGGGGGGUUGGGGCUUGGGGAGGGGCCAAACUCAAAUCAGCCACUGAGACUGUGUGUGUUCGUCCCCGAUACGAGACCCUCCCCCCCGCCCCCGGCGACUCAUCACACUUCGCUUUCAUACCACCCUGCCGUAACACCAUUCCUAAAUUUCCACGCGUGUACUUUUUAAUGUUUCUGGUCUUUUUUUUUUUAGUGUCCUCUCUGUUCUUAUUAAGUUCAGGUUCAUAAUGCAAAGGCGCAAUUUUAAACUGGAAACCUGAGACGGUAUUUUUGGUUUGCUGCAGGAUUUUUAUUCUGUUAUGAAGCGGGAAGGUAAUGUUUUUUUAAUGAAGGCGAAGGAGGAAAAAAUAAGAAAAGAGCCUGUUGGCUGGAAGAGCUCGUCGAUGCCAAAUCGAAAGAGUUUAGCCCAGAACUCUCUGUUUUCUCUCAGCUGUGUUCUGUGCAGGGAUCCUGAGAAUCAUCCUCUUUCUGCAUCUCUCCACUGGUUCUGCAUGUUUAACACACACACGCACACGCACACGCACACACACACACCACACACCACACACCACACACCUCACACAUACACACCACACAAAACGCAACACACACACACACACACACACACACACCACAUACCACACACACACCCCACACCACACUACGCACACACACCACACACACACACACACACACAUAUAUAGCUGUAGGGGGGGAUUUUAUACAUGUGAAAUUUCAACAUAGUUUAUAUAUAAAUACCAACCUGCUCAAUGACUUUUUUUGUAUGCUUGUUUUUCUGGAAAGUUCUGGUGGAAGAGGAAAAAAAAAACUCUAAUUCUUACUUCAGACAUUUUUCAGUACCACUGUCCUAUUCUGCAAUUCAAACUGCGUGGAUAGACUUUCUGACACCAUAUUUUACAAGCAAGACAGGGGGUUGAUUCUGUUGAUUCUGAAAUGCAGAACAGGUGGCUCGUCAGAUUCUUGACCUUCUAUGUCAGCAGUUGAGCUGCUAUUAUGGUGAAGCGGCAGAAGAUCUGUGUUUGGAUUUGUACCCCUAAGUACUACAUAAUUCCCUUAGUCUUAAGUAGAUACUGAAGUGUAUUUUAAUAAGCAGAAAGUACAAGCUUUUAACGGUGGGGGGAGGGGGUUGGGGGGGGGAUUGUACUGUACGCUGUCGGAAUGCUUCCAUUCCCAUUUUUAUAUGAUAUUAAAUAUAUCACGCAAAUUAAAGGCCUGCAUUUGAGGAAUGAGAAACUGUCUUUCUGCUCAGUUGAGUCCUCAAUGUGGAAAUGUUCAGUAGUGUUCAAAUGAGCCGUGAUAAGUUGUUCAGAUGAAUGCUCCCUUUUCAGUAUAUUUAAAUGGCAGAAAGAAGUAUUUACACAAUUUAUUUUGAUUUUCAUGAUUUAAGAACUGAUAACGAGACAUGCCCAUUUUAAUUGCUUUGUUUAUUGGCUUAGUUUUAUGUUGAUUGACAUCUGGGGUGGUGGGCGGGGUUCUUAAAUGCUGCACGUUUACCGUCCAAUAAAAAGCCAUCUCUCUGCAUGGAGGCAGUUCUGCAGGGAGCAACCCAGUUUGC
Messenger RNA from Anguilla rostrata (American eel), 3926 nucleotides. RefSeq names its product double-stranded RNA-specific editase 1-like. Gene Ontology annotation, molecular function: double-stranded RNA adenosine deaminase activity; double-stranded RNA binding; tRNA-specific adenosine deaminase activity. The record is from RefSeq and is a predicted model, not a curated record. The transcript is spliced from 10 exons. Gene Ontology annotation, cellular component: cytoplasm; nucleolus. NCBI's taxonomy places the organism in Eukaryota, Metazoa, Chordata, Actinopteri, Anguilliformes, Anguillidae. Bases 288 to 2369 code for a protein of 693 amino acids. Gene Ontology annotation, biological process: RNA processing; adenosine to inosine editing.